Molecule: messenger RNA, 890 nt
Organism: Triticum dicoccoides
Lineage: Eukaryota; Viridiplantae; Streptophyta; Magnoliopsida; Poales; Poaceae
Exons: 4
Coding region: 62-559 (165 amino acids)
Source: RefSeq, a predicted model, not a curated record
UCUACAGCCAACGAGAGGAAAACCCCAAGUUCACAAAGAGAAGAAGAGGAAAAGCCCAGCAAUGUCGGGGCGGCGCGGGCGCGGGCGCGGGCCGCCGACGCAGGCGGACCGCCUGAUGCGCGGGGCCAUCGACCACUUCGGACGGAUGGGCUACGCCGAGGCCGACAUCCGCAGCACCGUCGGGCAACUCAUCGAGGUCUAUGGUGAGGAUGCUUCGUCGUUCCUGAAGGAAGAUGACUACCGGGUCGUGCAGGACGCACUAUUUGAGAAGCAGGAGCAGGAAGAGCAGCAGCAGGAGCCUAAACAAAAGGAAGCAGCAAUCUCUGAGGCACCAACAGCAAGUGACAUGCCAAUUGUGGACAUGCACAAUGAGAUGCCACCUGGGGCUGAGUUAUCAGUUGAGGGAGCAGACCCUAUGCCCAUCGACCCGCCUGCUCCUGAGGCUACAAUGGCACAUCCUGCAGCUACAGGAACUAGUAGAGCAAGGCGUCCCUGCUAUGGAUGGAUUAGCGAAUCUGAGAGUGAUUCGGACUAUGAAGAAUACCUCGCCAGUCGAUGACAGGCGACGCAUGCUCCAAUCCCAGGAAGCGGCUGAGUGGAUGGAAUGUGAAAUGAAGCCCCACUUAACUGGCAGGCACAUAGCUGACUUUGCUGGGUGGGUGUUCAGGUCGUCUGAAGUAUUGGCAAUGCUGUAUUAGUAAUUUAAGUGUACUAUAUAUAGGAGUAAGCACUAAGUUAACACAGCACAUAUAGUUUGACCAGCGCUAUUUGCAUUUAAGAACAGCAUCGAUGCUGCCAGUCAAGAACUAAAAUGUCCUAGCUUCGACUGUCAUUACUAUGAAUAUUUUGAUACGAAAAAGAUGUUUGAAAUAUUAUUGAUUGAUCUCUUA